CCGUUCACAACGAGUUUGACUGCUGAAGCAAUCGCUCGCGUUUUUCUUCAUACUCGCUGCACUUCUUUAAACAAAGUGACGAUUGUCUACCAAUAGUUUCCCGUUCAUUAGUCAUUACAGUUUUUGUUUGUUUCCAUGGAAUUUUGAUAAAUUCACCAUCUGAACGUCAACAAUGUGUCAGCGGAUCCAGUCAUCUUCGCAGCUUUCUAGUACUUGUCAGAUUGUUAUAGUGUUGGUACUUCUAGGCCAAGCAUGCCGAGGAGAGCAACGGCAAGGUGAACCUUCACAAUACCCCGACGGUUACUUCCCGUUUGAGGAAUCUCCGACGAGAACUCCACCUAAAGUGAGAAGACCCCCCUAUGCCCAGGCCGAUGUUGAUUGCCCAGGUAUAGAUUCACCGGCGGCUGGAGAUGGAGGUGUUCAAUCGCUGGACAACUUGUGUGGCGAUCUCAACAAAGGUUACAUCCCAAAGAGUCCUUUAGGUCGAAACGUCAACGGACAUUCCUAUCCUUUCGAGCUCAUCCGCAACAAGACAUUGGACUUUUUCAGUUCUACCCUUCCUAUUCUGAAGGCUGAUAAGAACUUACCAAAGUUAGCGAAAUAUGAAGAUUUCGACGUCGUCGACAAAAACGAUCAACAAAUGUGGAAGUCGAAAAGAAACAAGCGAUCCACUGAUGAGGGGUCAGUCACACCGGAAGAAAGCGAAGAGAAAAAACACCCGAGGCGACAGGGAAGAGGCCUGUGCGACAAAAAUUAUGGCAUGUCAGUCAAUUUAAUUUGUACGAUUUUGAAUCUCAUCAAUGGCCGUUUUAUGUCGGCCAUUAACCCACAGGAGAGGAUUGAGAACCCUGAUCUAUUGCCAUCCAAUAAUUAUAAUAACAAAAACAACAAUCAAAUCGGAGAAGACCCGUUAACUCCUUGUCCUUCAGCAGCAGAAUAUGUCACUCCUGUUUACGCCAAAAACUAUCAAGGUGUUUGGCGGUACGUCGUUCAGAUUCCGUAUGAAGGCUAUUUCACGCAGACAGUUGAAGUAACAAAAUGCUUGAAAAAGAAAUGCCAUUUUAUGGACGGCUCAUGCUUAGCAUCUCCGCGUUGGGUUAGUCUGUUAGUUGCAGAACUCUUUUACCCUCAUGCUCGUUUCCCCUCUACCAAACCAGGUGCUGCAAGUCACAGAUCCAUGGGCAAAUCGGUGAUUGGUAGCCUGAAAAGUCUUAUUCCUCCACGUGUGUUACCAAAUCUCCCGCCUUAUAUCCCACGCAGUCUUCCGAUCGUACAGCCUGAAAUAGUAGAAGAAAGUACGGAACACGAAGAAGUACCAAACGAAGAAGAAGUACCAAAUGAAGAAGAAGUACCAAAUGAAGAGGAAGUACCAAAUGAAGAGGAAGUACCAAAUGAAGAGGAAGUACCAAAUGAAGAGGAAGUAGAACAAUCGUCCAGGUCUAAGAGGCAAUCAGCAACGGACACGUCAUCCACCACAAAGCAGACCUAUUGUGACGGUGUCGACGAGAUCGGUUGCUAUCAGGUUCGUUUGUACUAUGAUUGGCUGCUCGUUCCUGGAAGUUGCAAAUGCUGGAAACAAGAUUUCUUCACAAAAUAUGGCCGUAAAUAAGCUGAUAACUCUACGUGUGGGGAAACAAAUGUCACUUUAAUAUUUAUUCGUGGAACGGUCCGCUCAUGCGUUAACUUUCUUCGCCUGUCUGCGUCCGACCACAGGGUUUCGUAACUAUGAAAAGAUGUGUUUUCACAUCGUUAUACGCAUUUUUUUUCUCAUUUUUUGUGAAGUUGUGGGUUUUGUUAUUUUUUCCCCAUGUAUUAAAAAUACCAGUUGGGAUGAACUAGGUAGGUGAAUGGGCGACAAGGGUUUAAGAAUGAUGUCUAUGUCCUUACCACUACGAACGGAAGGGGGUUUCCACUGUUGUGCAUGCAAAAACUUUUGUAGACGAGCUGAUUAAUCAUGUAUCUGAAGCAUGGGAGACUGUCAUGUAUUUCCUCAAUACAGCACACAUAAUCCACAA
This is a messenger RNA of Daphnia magna, 2015 nucleotides long. RefSeq lists its product as uncharacterized. Gene Ontology annotation, cellular component: extracellular region. Gene Ontology annotation, molecular function: Toll binding; growth factor activity. The record is from RefSeq and is a predicted model, not a curated record. Bases 173 to 1609 code for a protein of 478 amino acids. Lineage: Eukaryota; Metazoa; Arthropoda; Branchiopoda; Diplostraca; Daphniidae. The transcript is spliced from 12 exons. Gene Ontology annotation, biological process: central nervous system formation; regulation of Toll signaling pathway; innate immune response.